UUUAUCACUAAUUUAAUUCUCUGUGUUUACAUUUAUAGGAUUUUACCUAGCCGUAUGGCCUGCUGUCUCUGCCAAUUCAAAAAUAAUAUUGAGGUUGUCUGCAAUACAGUCAAGCUGCAUUGUGAGAGUGAAUGUCUGACAAAUGCCACACAUUGUGAUGAAGAAGUAUCUAUAACAAAUGCAGAAGGAUCAUUCAUGACGGUAUUGAAAGCCCGGAAGAAGAGCACCAGUACUGAGCUGACCAUUGAGCCCGAGAAGGCAUCCUCAGACAAAAAUGGCAUCAGUUUAGCCUUUAUGAAUGAGCAGCUAGACUUUAAUGAUGAAAGUGAUGUUAUUAGUGCGCUGAAUUACAUAUUGCCUUAUUUCUCAGUGGGAAAUCUAGAAGAUGUACAAUCAACAUUAUUACCAUUCAUUAAACUUCUCUUUUCAAAUGUGCAAGAUGGAGACAAGCCCGUGGGUCCCUUGACAAACAACACAGGGAACCCUUCUCUUAAACCUGGACCCAACAAUUCAACUUACAAAAAUAAACUGAGGAAACUCUAUUUUCUGGGAAAUUUGUUAGAUUCAGAAAUUCAAGAAAAAAUUGAUGAGGUGAAAAAGAAAAAAUGGCCAUGCUUAUACGUUCCAGCCUUUUCGGUCCCAAAUUUAAAUGUCAGAUCUUUCCAAAGAAAUUGGAAACUGCCCAAGCACAGGAAAAGAAUCUCGCCAAGGCUGAGAGUGUAGGGAAAAAGCUGCUGAGAGUGAACAGGGUCCUCAAGGGCCUGAAGGGCCUACAGAAAAGGUACUUCAAAGAAAUGGGCAAGCAGAGCAACAAGGGGAAACAAAAUGUCCAGCCAUUUGUGGAGAACAUGGCCAAAGAAAGAAGGCU
This is a messenger RNA of Ailuropoda melanoleuca (giant panda), 868 nucleotides long. RefSeq names its product leucine-rich repeat-containing protein 37A3-like. The transcript has 2 exons. Bases 55 to 723 code for a protein of 222 amino acids. Lineage: Eukaryota; Metazoa; Chordata; Mammalia; Carnivora; Ursidae. The record is from RefSeq and is a predicted model, not a curated record.